This is a messenger RNA of Spodoptera frugiperda (fall armyworm), 1013 nucleotides long. RefSeq names its product ribonuclease H2 subunit C. The record is from RefSeq and is a predicted model, not a curated record. Bases 95 to 493 code for a protein of 132 amino acids. NCBI's taxonomy places the organism in Eukaryota, Metazoa, Arthropoda, Insecta, Lepidoptera, Noctuidae. Gene Ontology annotation, biological process: RNA catabolic process. The transcript has 4 exons. Gene Ontology annotation, cellular component: ribonuclease H2 complex.
AACGCGGACUUAGGUUAUGUUAUUGUCGUUUUCUAAUCGAAAAUACGUAGAUUUAAGAUAAGGCUUUCUUGUUAUCUCUGUGAAAAACUAAAAAAUGUCUAUACAAGUGGAAAAUAACUUAAAAACAGAAGAACACAAGGAUAAAUUCGAGCAGACAGCGCACUACAUACCUUGUAAAAUAGACUCCGAUGGCCCAGCCAAUGUAGAAAAAUAUUUCGUUCCAUACAUCGUUGAUAAGGAUGGAGAAUUAACUGCAUCGUUCCGAGGCCAUUCUCUAGAUGGUAAGAAGAUGACACUACCUGAAGGUUACAGAGCCGUUACAGUUACUGAAACUAAAAGGCCAUUGGCUGAAGAUGUUGAAAGAAAGUUUCAGGUAACGGGUGGUUUCAAAGAGUUCACAUAUUGGAACUGGGACCAGAAACCUACCAAGAACGAUAAGAUGGAGAGAGCAUUCGACUGGAUUGAUAUAAGUGAUGCUAUGCAUGGAGACUGAUAUUCGGUAACAUCAAACCCUUUAUUCCUUAAUUUAGUAGUUUCACGAUAGUUAUUAUAAAAAUAAUGUUUCAAAAUUUCGAUUAAUUUGUAAUAAUUUUAUUAUAACUUUCGUGAGACAUACUAAAUUAAUUAUUACGUUAUCGGCUUACUCACGUAAUUGUUUGACGAGGAACUCGACUAGUUUCAAGCCAUGUUAGAGGCUCAUAUUCAUGAGCAGCAUUCCGCGACACACGACGGUCGAUUGUCGCUGCUACUGACGACUCGAGUGUCGCGUCCUCUGCCUGGAAUCAUGCGCACUUUCCGGUGCGCGACUAUGUUGGCACAUUAGAGUCGUUCGCCAGCGGCUGCGUAGGUGUUACGAUUCCCGGGUCGACGCGAAACUAGUCGAGUUCCUCGUCAAACAGUUACGUAAAUAAGCCGAUAACAUAAUAAUCAAUUUAUAAGUGAUAAUAUUACUUAGUACUUUUUGUAAACUAUAAAUAAGGUAUCAAAAAUAAAACACAAACAUACAAACACAA